This is a messenger RNA of Cloeon dipterum, 4806 nucleotides long. Its product is annotated as cadherin-like and PC-esterase domain-containing protein 1. The record is from RefSeq and is a predicted model, not a curated record. The transcript is spliced from 19 exons. NCBI's taxonomy places the organism in Eukaryota, Metazoa, Arthropoda, Insecta, Ephemeroptera, Baetidae. Bases 154 to 2880 code for a protein of 908 amino acids.
GUCGCGUGCGUAGUUGAUUCUUGGCGCGCAGGCUGUUUGUGCGGCGGGGGCAGGUCGGUGUCUGUGGGCCGCAGCGGCACAACUCUGCUUCAGUCUAAGUGGAACCUCUACACCGACCAGCAGCGCGGAAUCGGCUCUCUUCAACAGCACAAGAUGCGGCGGGGCAGCUCGAUGGAGGUGCUGCUGGCCGUGUGCGGCGUGUCCGUGGUGUCGGUGCUGGUGACCUACCAGUGGGUGGCCAGCCCGUUGAGCGCGCCGGCCCACCCCCAGGCACCGUCGGCCGUCUUCAUCCCGUCCCACCUGCACCACAUCCUGCACUCGCUGGAGAGCCAACAGUUGGGGGUGGAGUCCAAGCGGAUGGUGGCCAAGAUGCAGGGCUCGUACCAGAGCCGGGCCGAGCUCUACGCCAGUCUCUUCGACAUCAAUUACCACGUUAACACCACUUCGCAAGAGUGGAGUCUGCUGUUGUGCGGUCCGCAUCUGUGCUCAUUCGGCCGGCUGUCCGACGGCCAGAAAGUAAGCCAAAUCCCUGGAAUGUCGUCCUUGCUCUCGUCUAAAGCGGCUCUGUGCCGCCUCCAGCGGCAGCUUGCGGAGGCGGCGCUCGGCGCCCUCCUCUGCUUUUCCCUCCCUGAGGACUUCGAGGAUCUUCUCAACGUGGCCGACAGCACCGACAACCAAUCGAUCUGGACGAUUGAACCCAGUGGACCUGCGCGGCCCGUCCAAACGGUCAACACUUAUCAACUCUUUGAAGCCGCCAGACUUAAAAAAUUUCCCGAGAGAGGAAUCGUGAAGACUGUGAGCAAACGAUAUUUGCUGAUGAACGGACAAUACGCGAUUCACGCUCACUUUGCUGUGUUAGUCACGUCGAUGGCGCCGCUGCGGGCCUACCUGGACGAGCGCGACGCCAGGAUCGAGCUGCUCUCCUCCACCACGCAGCACCAGAACUCCUGGAAUGUACAACGACUCUGGUCGUACUUGGGCCCAGAGAAGAGCGUCAGAGUGCGUAAUAGAAUCCGCAAUUUCGUCCUAUUUUUCCUCUUGAAAGCAGAAAUAGCGCUUUCAAGGUAUUUGCCGAGCUCAAACAGACAAAAUUUCUUUCAAUUAAUAUCAAUCCAAAUAUCACUGGACGAAGAGCUCAGUCCGAUAAUCGAAAGCGUCGAACCUGAUCCCAGGGUGGAGCGAAGGACCCUGAGCAAACUUUUCCGCUUGGUCACAAGCGCCGAUUCCGUUCACGAUGAGCUCACGCGAGCUCUGCUCUACUCUGGGGCUGGUUGCGACUCGCAGAAAUGUCCGCCGAGCAAGGAAGACUUUCUUUACCUGCUGUCCACUCGGCGGGAGACGCUGCACGCGGUUGAUCUUGUGCGGCUCUACCCCCAACCACUUCCCCUUCCCCAAAAAUGGGUGGACAAACUUGUGAAUGAGACUGGAAAACAUGUGACUAUUGCAGGCGAAAGCCUUUACUCAACUGUAGAGAAAUAUUUUGCUAGUAAAACUGAUCUAACUGACAACAAUAAUUUACCUCAAUAUAAAAACUCGAAUUUAGAAAGUUUACACGUUUUGCCGGGGAGGUACCUGGAACCUUCGAAGGACGAAAGCCUUGACAUGAACCUAGACUGCUCCUCAAACUCAGAAAACACCAUGUACCUGAGGUAUCUAAGUGUUGACCGCGGGAUGCUGCAGCCUUUGUUUGACCCCGAGGUCAGGCAGUAUGAAAUCAAGGUGGCCUACAAUACUACUUUGGUGCAAGUACGUGCGGCGCCGGUGGACUGCAACGUUUUGGUUUUCUUUGAUGACCAAAAUCAGCCCACAAAAUUAUAUAAAAGCAGCGUUGGACUGGGAGAAAACAAGUUGGUGAUACGAUUGCUAAGUUCGAAGCAACAACAACUUAAUACUUACUGGGUUACAAUAAUUCGUCACCCUGAAAAACCUGAUUCUCCUUUCAACCCUGACAAUGAACACCAAGUGUGCAGUCUCAAACAGGACUGCAAAUUCAAAUUCUCCCCUUCUGAGCAGUGCGGCCUCCACGUAGAGACAGGAAGAUUGAAUUGGCCGCUGACCGUCGAUCGCUUCUCCAAGCUCGCCAUCUGCUCAUCAGGCGACUCUGCAGGUCGCUGGGUGUUGCCCUGCAGGGAUUGUCGCAACCGGACCUCCUGUUGGUGGGAGCAGGCCAGGUGGCAACCCUUCGAGUGUCAGCAUCCAAAGGUCCAGCUGCCCCAAAAGUGUCUGGAGAACAAAAAGGUUUUGUUCAUGGGCGACUCAACUGUGCGGGGGAUGAUGCACCACGUGCUGGAGCGGCUUAACGGAUCUCUCGGCGUGAAGGACAAAAGCCACGGACUGUCACACUUUAAGGUGGCCAACACCGCACUCGCCUUUGCUUAUUACCCGCAGUUCUGGCUGCGACCGCCGCACCGACCCAUCUUUGCCAAGACUUUGUACCAACUUCUCUUGAGCUCUCAACCGCUGUCUAACUCAAGCGACACGAUCUUGGUGGUCGGAGGAGUGCACUGGCUCGCCACAAAUCACCUUCACACGUUGAUCAAAAUCCUGAAGAGGGAAGGCCUGGAAGGGGCGAAGAUCGUGGUAAAGACACUGGGCUCCGGGUUUCACAUCCCAGCGGACGGUGUCCACCUGCUCUCCACGAGGCAGCAAGAAAAGUUGGUCCUCCACUCGCAGGGAUUGGCAGCUUUCGGCAAACAUUUCAACAUGGAGGUAGUGGAAACCUUCAACAUUACAGCCGCCAGGUUCAGGGACUUCCUGCCAGGGAAGUGCGCCUGCCACUUCCACAACGUGAAUGCAAGUGGACGAGAAGGCGUGUUCCACGUCGAGGGCGCUGUCAAUGCAAUCUACUCGGAGAUCCUACUGGCCAGAAUGUGCUCCUGAUCAUGCACGUGAGACGAUAUUGUAUACUGUGUGUGUGCUCUGCUUGCACAGAGAUCAAACCUCGUGCUGCAGCAUCCUGCCAGCGGUGAGAGUGGUGUAAUGCGAGAGUAAGAACGUACAAAAACGAGAGAGCGUGUACUUUAUAUAUUGAAAGGAAGGUGUAGAGCUACUUAGCACUUGAUACGCUCAUAGCACACGACUUAUUAUGCAAAUUAACUCUCUGCAUGAUGACUCAAUUGAAAAUAAUACAUAUAUACACUGCUCCUUGCCAGUCAAAUGACAAGACGUCAAUCUUUGCUCGCAUUGAUCAGCACAAUUGUAUGGGGGAUUGUUGCAAUUAUCAAGACAAAAUGAUAAUUAAGAAAUAGUGGCCUGGUUUUUGCCUGUAUAGCGUAUAUUUCAUGCCACGUAAAACUUUGGCCAUUUAAAAAAUAUUUUUUCGCCAAUAUUUUUUACCAGAACGUCAUAUUUGAGGAUCAAAAAUUCAUAACAGUAUUGACGUUUAGCCCUCUCCCAGAAUUAAAUAUUAAAACUAAUACAAAAUAAAUUACAUUUUACAAAUUUAACAAUUCUUGAAAAUUGCAGUAUUCAUUCAUGUCUUUUUAUUGCAACGUCUUUUACGAAAAGGUUCAUUGAGCGUAGAAAAUUUUCAGCUUAAUUGCAUCUUUAUGUUGAUUGAAUUUUACUUUAAAAUUAAUUGCUCCUUUUUAUUCAAAAGAAAACUCUAGGGAUGCGACGUUUUAUUUUUAGGUAAACCAAUUGUAUUCUUGUAAGCUUUCAUGAUGUGAAUUAGGUGGAAAGUUUUCGAUCUGAAAAUGUUAGCAAUUGAGAAAAAUUUGGAAAAAAAAACGAAAAAAUAAUAAUUGAUUUAAAUUUCGUUUCAAGACAUUUUCUGAUGAAACAAAUCGAUUGAUGGAUUAUUUAUAUUCCAUAAGAAACAGUAAUUCUUAAGUGUUUGUCCAUUCUUAAACUUUUUUAUCGAUAACGGUUGAGUAAAAAAACAAAAAUAUUCUGAAAGCUGACGAAAUUUCUCGUUUUUUUAUGAUGAUUUUAUUGUAUGUUUUAAUUUUAAAACAACAGUAUAAUUAAGUAUCUGAAAUUUAAGUCAAAUAUUAAAGAAUUUAAUUCAAAAUUACCAAAAUGUUUGAAAGCUUGAAAACAUUAUCUCAAAUCAUUAAUGAGUCAAAUGUAAUCAUUCGAGAGAAAAGUUGAAAAGCAGGGAGCUCGCCAAAAAGGUCACAUCCUUAGAGUUUCCUUGUCAUUGUAGAGCCGGCAGUGUUAGUUCAGGUAGAAAUGCUUUGAUAGACUAAAUUUAAUCUAGCAAAAUAUUUGACCACUUGUAAGCAAAACUGCUUUAGACCAACACGGUGAUACGAUUUGACUUACGAAAUACAUGUGUAUAUAUAAUACUGUUAUCAAACGAGACAAUAAAUUACAAUAUAUCUGAAUUUGUGGCCAAAUUCAGAAAAGAGUUAAAAUUCUCAAAUUUUAGCUAAUGGCUGUGCGAUUGAGUUAGAAUACAAAUAUAAAAUUGUUUAGUUUCUCUGCAUCGCCGAAUAAACUGCGCGUUGAACUGCAAGACACGUCCCUUUCUCCAGUCAAGAAAAUGAUCAGUGGAUUUUGAUCACGACACUCGUGGUGCAUUUUGUUAGUUCCGAACUUUCUGCUUGACUACAGAAGUCAGUUUUUUCCUCAACCGUGACAGUGUGUUAUACACUAAAAGCGAUAUCUCAAGUCCGUUACUCAAAAAUGAAAUUGUAAUUAUUAAUAAUAAUGCUGAACUGCUGACGUUUGUAGAAAAUAUAAAUGUUAAAAAUGAGUGUGUGCGCCGAGCAGAAAAAGAUUUAGAGGCCGGGCACACGCGAAUACCAAAAGUUAAAGUGCGACAAUAAAUUUCUUGAAUGAACACCAUAUAUACGCAAACAG